This is a messenger RNA of Penaeus monodon (black tiger shrimp), 757 nucleotides long. RefSeq lists its product as uncharacterized. The record is from RefSeq and is a predicted model, not a curated record. The coding region runs from base 316 to 618 and encodes 100 amino acids. NCBI's taxonomy places the organism in Eukaryota, Metazoa, Arthropoda, Malacostraca, Decapoda, Penaeidae. The transcript has 4 exons.
AUGUCUUUGGUGUUGUCCUCAAGCCGUGCGCGAAUGAGGCUAGGAAAAGGAAUGUCAUUUUUACACUCAGGAAAUUUUAUUCGCAGUUGGCCCCGCAGGUUCUCAACGUCUGGCGCACUUGCGUACUCGGGUGUGACCAGCAUUUUAAUACUUUCUUUCGCGUCACCGUGCUGGAGGCAGUGUCGCUGGAGUGUCCUCUCCAGUGGUGUGAGGCAGCUCACCUUCACCGAAAGAAGGUAGAGUCAAUGCCUUGGCGAAAGAAUGUGAGGAGCAAUCUGUUGCCCAUGUAGCGGGCUCCCUCUCCCCACGCAGCUGAUGGAUCCAAAGAAGCGGCAAAGACUGAUCCGGUUGGCACCAGCGGCGUCAACACAACACGUAGAGUGUGCAGUGAAGACUAAGAAAAAGACCCAAAGGAAAGAAAAGGACGAAGCAGGAACUAGGAAAACAACCGUGAACACAAAGGAGACACAGCCGAGACACUCCUUUGUUUGGAUCCUGAAGCAUAACAGAGAGAAAAAGAUCAUGCUUCACAACUCUGCAGUUCAUACGUAUAUACAACCAACACUCACGAAGGCAGGAUUUGCCCUCAGCCAAUCAGAAGGUGCGAUUCAGGGUUAGCCACGACUCUCCCAUGCAGGCCGACGAUAACGUCCCUUAAGUCGGCUGGAGUACGACCUUCGUCUGAUUCGCGGCCAGGACUUUAUCUUUCCCCGAUCUCCAGUGGAUAUGUAAAAAAAAAAAAAGUAAAUAAAAAUAA